This is a messenger RNA of Bombus impatiens (common eastern bumble bee), 4214 nucleotides long. RefSeq names its product tubulin polyglutamylase TTLL13 (gene TTLL6B). The coding region runs from base 483 to 2687 and encodes 734 amino acids. The transcript has 11 exons. Gene Ontology annotation, molecular function: tubulin-glutamic acid ligase activity; tubulin binding. The record is from RefSeq and is a predicted model, not a curated record. NCBI's taxonomy places the organism in Eukaryota, Metazoa, Arthropoda, Insecta, Hymenoptera, Apidae. Gene Ontology annotation, cellular component: cilium. Gene Ontology annotation, biological process: protein polyglutamylation; microtubule cytoskeleton organization.
GCGACUGCACGAACUUUGUAAAGCAACGUUGCGCCGUAAUUAAAGUAACGAAAAGUUUCUCGAGCAAAGGUUUAACACGAGCUGCACCGCAGUAACCGUCGAUUAAUCCGCAUUGUCGCAUGCAUUUUGCUUGAAAAGUCUUGCACCGUUUAAAUUGAAAUUAGGAUACGAGGCUGCCUUCUUGCCUCGAGAAAUGGAAAAACAAUUGAGGCGAGGUGCGAUGCGUGAAACGAGACGAUCUAUUUUGGAAAGGGCAUUUCUGUAAAUAGCAUCGAAUUUUGGUUUCUUGUACGUCAAUAAAUUGAUCACAGUCGAAUACCUUUUUCACCGAGGAUAUUAUUAGUUUCUCGUUUGUCUAGGUGAUCGGUCCCGCGUACGGAAUAAAAUUGACGGAUCGAAGUAUAAUGCAGGUCUGGCUCGACAUAUGAUCAAAUUAAAGCCAUGCGACGACAGUUCGUUUAGAAUAAUGCGAUACGCCGGUCAUGAACCUCAUCGAACGCAGCAACAAACGUCCUUUGAUGGUGGAGCGCGAGAUCGAAGCCGGCGAUACGAAGAAGAGUUACCCGAUAAACAACGAGAUCACCAGUGAAUCUGAUUCCAGUGCCGAAGUGCGAUCAUGUAAAACAGUGUAUAGAAACCGGUGCAAGAAACUCGUGGUAUCUGAUACUUCGUUUAACGUUCUUCCAUCUAACGAUUCGACUAAAAAUGAUCGGGAACCGAUUGCUUCUAAAUGUUUCGCUGAUAAAAAGGACGACAAAGAUUUGUCGUUCGUGGAGACCGACGUGGAGUCGCGAAAGGAAGGAACUUCGAUCAAGGCGAAGAAAAAGAAAAAACGGAGAUACUUGACAAUAUGCACGAGUAAUUGCAAAUACGACGCGGUGAGACGAGUGGCGGCUCGUUUCGGGAUGAAAGAAGUUACCGAGGAUAGCAGCUGGAACCUUUACUGGACAGACUUGAGCGUGAGCGUGGAACGAGCGAAAGAUAUGAAAAGAUAUCAGAAGGUCAAUCAUUUUCCAGGAAUGACAGAAAUCUGUAGAAAAGAUUUGCUUGCUCGUAACUUGAAUCGUAUGCUGAGGCUUUUUCCAAAGGACUACAAUUUCUUCCCCAAGACAUGGUGUUUUCCCGCAGACCACGGAGAGGCAAUAGCCUAUGCUAAAUUGAGACGCUCCAAAACUUUCAUCAUCAAGCCUGACACAGGCUGUCAAGGGCGCGGCAUUUAUUUGACAAAAAACUUAAAAGAUGUUAAACCCAGCGAGCGAAUGAUCUGCCAGGUUUACGUGGCUAGGCCCUUCCUGGUGGACGGCUACAAAUUCGAUCUUCGUAUCUACGCGUUGCUCACCUCGUGCGAUCCCCUUAGGAUUUACGUCUACAACGACGGUCUUGCGAGGUUCGCCACGAGCAGAUACAAGGAACCAACCGGUCACAAUACGUCCAACGUGUUUAUGCACCUAACGAAUUACGCUGUCAAUAAGCACAGCCGAAUGUAUGUAAUCGACGAUGAAAUUGGUAGCAAAAGGAAAAUAUCCACUCUGAACAAGUGGUUUAAGAUGAAGGACGUCGACGUGGAUGAACUAUGGCGUAAGAUCGAUGAGAUUAUUAUAAAAACGAUUUUGGCAGCACAUCCUGUUCUGAAGCACAGUUAUCACACGUGUUUUCCAACUCACGAUAAGACCUACGCUUGUUUCGAGCUACUGGGCUUUGACGUGUUACUCGAUUGGAAGUUGAAACCAUAUCUUUUGGAGGUAAAUCACUCGCCGAGUUUUCAUACGGACGCACAAAUCGAUAAGGAUGUGAAGGAAGGUCUGCUGAUGAGUACGUUCGAAAUGUUAAAUUUACAGCAAUGCGACAAGAAGAAAAUUAUUGAAGAAGAUAGAAAGCGAGUUAGGGAUAGAUUGCUUCAGGGAAUAAACACAAAGGACGGCAGUACGAAUGAUUCGACGGUCGGCACAACGAAGCUUGACAAACCGGAGGAAGACCUGCAGAAGCAAUUUAAAUGGGAGGACGAGCAUAUGGGCAAUUUCCGCAGAAUCUAUCCAUGUUGCGACAGUGAAAGGUACGAGCCAUUCUUUAAACAAAGCAGCAUUUCCGUGUAUCAAGAUACCGCGGCAUCCAGAGCUCGGGAAGAAGCGUCAAGGAUUCAAAAGGAGGAAAACGAGAUGAAGAUAAAGGAACAAGAAAGCAAGAAGAUUUCUGGCAAAUGGAGCGAUUCGAAAUUGCAUUCAGAGAGUCCAAACGUAACGCAAAAGUCAACAACGACGCACGAUCAGGAUAGGAACAAGUGUGCGAAUGUAUCGAGAAGGAAUUCUUCCCAUUCGAAUACAAAGAAGCAGGCAAUUUCGGCUACUAAUACUUCACACUCGUUCGAGCCAGAGAUCAUUUGCGAAUCUGAGGAAAGAGAACGCGUUACGGCAUUGGCUCAACGAGAUUUCCUGAUCAAGAGUUACGGAAUGUUGGAGCAAAUCUAUAUGGCAAUGAAAAAGAACGGUACGUUGCGAGCUAUCGACGAGAAGAAGUACGGAUUGUAUGGAAAACUCGGGUAUGCGGAUAGUACGAGCAAGAGCGCGUCUAUUUGUAGGCACAAGUGUCAUCUUCAUCAGCAUUCUGGAAUGGAAACUAGAUACGAACCGUGGACGAGUCAGUCGCCACAAUUUUGCCUGAAAGCAAGUAAAGUAGAUAAUGUUCCAUGAAAUUAAUUAGUUAUUAUUUGUAAGUUUAUAUAAAUAUGUUUUGUUUGUUUUCCAUAGGGUAAAGUGCCGGAUAAUAAUUUUCUAUUUACGGGUUUAAAAGAUAAGAAAUUAUUAUGUGCGAGGUGAGGUAUACGUUUGAGUGUCAUGAGUACAAAGUACAAAAGCAGUUUCUUCGAAUUACAGAUUUCAAAGUAAUUUGUAACGAGGUGCCGGUUUAUAUUCGACCGAGGAUACCGGAGAAAUUUUGGAUGGAUAAUCUAAAUUCGAACGAUCAAAGCUGUCGAAUAACGAAGGCCCACGUGGCCCGUACCUUAUCGAAUAUCGUGCGCCUUCAUACACUUGAAAAACGUGGAGAGUUCAACUCGUCGAAAUUUUAACAAAUGUACGUCGCGAUUCAUGAAUUCAAAAACACAAUGAGAUUAGAUAUAAAUUUGAAAACGUUUGUAUUUUACAAUUACUUUUUUUAAGCAAUCUCUAACGAGUGAUUUGUUAAUAUCAAACUGUAUACUUCAUGUUAAAGGAAAAAGAUUCCCCAUAUUUAAAAGUAAUAAGUCCAAAGACUAAUACGUUAAACUAUGAAAAUAAAUUGUUAAUUUGAAUCACUUCAAAAAGAGGGAUUAUUGUAAACUUUAACUAUGUUUCGAUUAACGGAUGGCAUUUCGCAAGAUAUAUACAAGAAUAAUUUAAAAAUCAACAUAUAUGGAUUUGUUAUUUAAAGUGACAUAUAAAUAUGUACACACACACGCGCGCGCACAAACACACAUACAUACACACACACACACACAAUGAUUGAACAUAUACACGCUUCGGUAAUCGAAAUUUUCAUCGCACAUCUUGAUUGUGUAUCCUAAUAAUGACAUACGUAUAUACAUGUAACGUGCCUGCAAUAUGUAUAAUAAUGUUUAUCGUUGAUGCGAUAUACAUACACGCUAUACACACAUGUAUCUGUGAUGUAUGCAUAUAUGUAUGUAAGCAUUCACAUGAUAAAAAAUAAUCUAUGAACAAUUUUGGCGUGUAUACCUUUCGAUCAUAAUAACACGUAGACAUUUCUUUUUCUAUUAAUGUGAGACAUUGUUGUCAAUUUGUAUGCCCUGCAUUGUUUCUUUUUUUAAUUUCUUCCGUUUUCAAUAGUUUUUUUUUUUUUUUAUCAAUGGAACCACAAUUUUCAAUUAAAAAUCAACGAUCGAUUCGUCGCGACACGUUUCUUGAACGCUUAUUCAAAAUACAGGAGCGUUAAGAUUAAUAAUGAAUGAAAAUUCAAUUACCAAUGUUAGAUAUUGAUCUUGUACAAAGUAAUAAUACAAUAAUCAUAAUAAUAGUACUUAAUUGAUAAUAGUCCAGAAUAACAAUAAUGAUAAUAAUAAUAAGGUGCUGCAUUCAAAUCGCGUGUUCAAACGCUCAGGUUUUCCUUAAAACUCAAAUAAUAAUCGAGUCCUUAAUUUAGAUGUAAAGUGAUUGUCUAGGGAAGGAAUAGGAGCCAUUACCUUCCCCUAUCGUCAUUACAUGUGUCUCGGCAAAAAUAAAAAA